AUAUAAAUACAUUACUUUCCGACGUAGAAUGUAAAUUUUGAUUUUGAAAGAUGUUUUCGUUGUGAUGAAUAAAUGAAUUGUAGCACCUAUGUAUUGCAGUAUCAGAAAGCAUUUCUAAUUUUAAUCUGUUGUGCGGUGAGAUAAAUAUUAUAUGAAAUACAAUGGCGUCUCACAGUGUUCACGGUCAUGGUGCAUAUAUGUGUACGGAAGACCCAAACUUUUCGAUAAUAUGUAUGUUUCUUGAAAAAUUUUCUGGUGCUUGUGGGAUUGAUACAUUGGGGAUUGAUGAGUUAAGCUCUAUGAUUCAGGAUACCAAUAAUGUUGCUCCCGUAUUGGAAGAAUUGCAUAUUAAAUUGCUACGCAAAAUAAGAAAAUGUGUUCCUGCUGGUAAAUGGGAAAAUGCUCUAAUCAAAUUUGCGUACACAUACUCGAAUCAAGAUGCCUGGGAAAUAGAACGAUUUGGAUAUAAAAACGCAAAUGUAGUUGUCAAACUCCGAAUUUUGAAGGUUUUGUUGGAAGCUCAGUUUGAUAGCAACGUUAAACUUAAAAGUUACAUUAAUAGAGUAAAUGCGGAAGAGCUACGAUCUAAACCACUUGGUCAUGAUAAGUUUGGCAACAGAUAUUGGUGCGUUAUGGACAAACAUUACAGCAUUAAAAUUUUCCAAGAGAAUUUAGACGAUGAAUCAUGGGCGAUUAUUGCUAGUGACCGAAACGAUGUAGUGCGACUGAUCGAGAACUUCAAAUUGAAUAGUCACGAGAACCCCGAUAUAAUAGUAGAUGAUACCAAAGACUCUUCACUCAUAUUGGAUAGGCGAGAAUACAAAAGAGAUCUGAGUGAUAAUCUAUUUGCAAUCUCAAAUGAAUGUGUUGAUACCAUUUCAAAUGAAUACAAUUUUGUCAAUCAAACAGAUAAAGGCAAUGUGGAACCAGUAUUGUGUAAAACCCAACAUUCAUUAGCUUCCAAUAUAAAAGUGGAUACAAAAGUUGCGAUUCUUGGAUCGCAAAAUAUAAAAAACGAUAAUCAAGAGAAAAGUGAGACUAACGUGAUCGGUCAGAUAUUCGAGUCUUCAUACAAUGAUGAUAAAUUUGUGUCGGGUGAAACCAUCGAAGAAGAUACGUUGAUAGUUCUUGGUGAAGGCAGCGGUGCUGAAAAUAAUAUGGGUAACAUAACAAAUGAAACAAAUUGCAUCGCAACCCGUAAAACAAAUACAAAUUUGAACAUGUCAAACACUACAUCUGGAAAUCUUGCUCAAAACUUCAAUACGAAAGAAGCAGAUUGCGAUAAAAUAGAGUAUACAAAAAAUAUUAAUGAUGUCCCUCUAAAAGAAAAACCCGAAUGCAGUAAUCUUUAUGCUGAAAAGUGUGAGGUGAGCAUGCUAGAUAUCAGCAUCGUAAACCCGAAAACUGACAAGUGCAGAGUAGACUUAGAAAAUUACUCCGAAUCAGAUGGAACAAGUACUGCUAAAAACGAGAACAGUAAAGGAAUUUCUUUGAACAGUCCAAUUAUUUUUCAUUUCCCAAAAGUGAAUGUCAACACCAAAUAUCAUUGUAAAGGACAACAAAAGGAUUCACAGAGCAUAAAAAAAGAAGAGAAAAGUAAAGACACGCAGAAAAAUAAUCCUUCGAAUUCAAUAGGUAGAAAGAGUAAAAACAUAAGUGAACUAAAAGAAAACCAUUUAAACCUAGAGUGUAAUCAUCCAAAGUUCACUAAUGACGAAAAUGAAGAUAGUGUUUCAAAUCAGAAGAAAAAAUAUGGACUUGUUAAUGGAAAAGUUAUUUCCGAAUUUGGCAUAAGCUCAUUCAAUUUACCUGGUAUUCGACAGUCACGAAGAAUAGCACAGCAAAAAAUACGAGAGGAAACAAAUCGACGCAUGAUUGAGGAUAAAAUGUUACGUGAAUUGAAAGCUGAAGCAAUAAGGAACAAACAGAAAAGUUCAUCAUCAUAUGACGAAGACUACGUAAUAUCAGAUGAUGAAGAUAGUAGAAAUACGGAAACAAAAAUAAAAAAAAAGAAAUGUGAUAAACCUUGGAUGGCUUCGUCAUCCGAAAGUAGCAGUGAAUCAGAACCCGAAGAAGAACCUGAACUUUCAGAUGACGGUAAGUCUUUGGCGAGAUCUGAUCACGAAUUUUCUCCAGAAUCUGACAUUGAAUCCGAAUGUGUAAUUCCAACCAAAAGAGCACGAACAGUUCGAGUGGAAAGACUUAUCGAUGGUGACGGUGAGAUGGACGACGAUCAUAAUGUAGAUCAUGCAUGUCAAAAAUGUGGGAGAAUUGAUCAUCCGGAAUGGAUCCUACUAUGUGAUUCAUGCGAUAAAGGCUAUCACUGUUCUUGUUUGUUACCAGUUUUAUUCAAUAUACCAGAGGGAGACUGGUUCUGUCCUUUGUGUCAACAUAAUCGUCUAAUAGAAAGACUAGAAGAAAAAAUAUUAGAAUAUGAUGAAAUUUGCAAGCAACUCGAUGAUGAACAUUCGAGUACAAAUCAGAAAUGCAGCCAUGAGAUACCAAUCAAUGAGGACUCAUUCAAAUUAGUUGAAAAUGACGAUAGUGAUUCCAUCAAAAGAAAUCCGAAAUCAAAUCAAUGCAUAGCAAAAAAAAAAAACAUCCGUGACAAGGGCCCAAGUUCCACAUGCUCAUCCGAAGAGGAUAUCACAAGAAAACACUCCAGUACUUCAGAAACAGACUGCGAUGAUAUUCCUGUAUAUAGGUUGAGACGAAGAAGUCGAACCAGAUUGAAUUAUAGGUUUAAUGAUUAUGAUAACCUGAUAAAUUCUGCAAUUAAUCGCGAUGAGUAUUCUAAUGAUUAUACAGAACAAGCUACGUGUGGUAAAGACAUAACAAAUAUUUUAAAAUCCGAGGCGUGCGUCGAAAACAUCAUAAACCAAUCAGAAAAUAAAUCUCUGAUUAACCAGAGUGGACGAGAUAACACGAAUAAAGCAUCAAAGAAACGUAACAAAUUUAAUAGCUUAGAUUUUACUUCGGAAGAGGAUGAUGGUUCUGAUGAAGAUUUCAAUGGUGUAAUCACUGAUGACGAAGAAAGCCAAUCUUUGACUGAGGAUAGUGAGAGCUCAUUAGAGUUGUUAACGUCGAGGAGGUUUCGCGCCGCUACAAACAAAAAAAAGGACAAGGAAUUUAUCGAUGAUGAUGAUAGUGACCAGAGUAGUUACAAUAUCAGAACAAGACCCUGUAAAACUAAACACAUAUCUGAAGAAUCUGAUGAGUUUGAAGAAGAAGAUCCAACUGAAAGUGAGGAAGUGGAUAGUGAAGAGCUAUGCAAUGAUACUGAAACUGACAGCAGUCAAGAUGUCUGGGUAAAUAGGAAUAAUAGAACAAAAUAUGUUAGCCAAACGUCAAGCAGUAAAUCCAACAAUGAAAAAAAAAAAAAAAGGAUCAAAGAAAAUGAAGAUUCACCUUAUAAGAGUGGGAUUAAGAAAAAACCAAUAAUAAAGGAUUCUGACUCUGAUCAAUCACUUAACAAUUCAAACAAUCCAAUUAAAAGACGAACAAGAGGACGUAAACUACAUUUCAUUCUUGACGAAGAUUUUGAAAGCUCUGAUGACGGUAUCACUCCAGGUGUAUUACGUCCAGAUACUCCACCAGAAGAGCGUGAACGUUUCAUACUGAAACAAGAAGAGAUAAAGCGUAUGUUGGCAGAAAAAAAUACUGCAGCGGCCAAAGCACUAGCGACUCCAACAAUCAUACCUUUAACUGAUGCAAAUGUACAGGGCAAACAAACAGCUUUGUCGACUGUGCCAUCACAGGUUAUAGAAAACGCCAAAAUUCUUGAUGUCGAUUUCAUAAAAAGCUCUAAAAACACCGACUCCCAAGACUUCGAUGUCGCGCUGGCAGUUAGUUUUACUGAAUCGGAUGAUGUGAAUGAAGAUGAGUUAGCAAAAAUUAUGGAGGAUGAAGAUUUUGCACAGCACCAGCUGAAAUUAGAAGAUGAAGGCAUUUUAAAGAAUAAAAUAGUACCCGACGAUUCAUCAAAGAAAAAAGCGAGAGACUUUCACAGUAUUGACCCAACCGAAGUAAAUAAGAGAGAUGGAAAGAUUAUGUUACCCGUUGAUAAACGAUACAGAAAUGAUCACGAAACAAUGUCGUCAAUAUCUGCUGUAAAUCACGUUUAUCUUGACCAUGUUCAGGAUACUGAUUCGUCAAAAAAUACCAAUUUCGUCUCAAAUAUUCCCAGAGUACCAUCCGCAAGUUCAAAGUCCUCCAGUUUACUAGAACAGAUGAAGCAGCAGGCAAUUCCUUUGCGUGAUUGUGAAGAGGCGAUUCGGCACAUGCUACAGCCCUCUGAGUUAACUGGCCAAAAUUCAUAUAUACCUCUGUUACAUUCUGUACAACCUGAAACGUUUCUUACUGCGCAUAAACUAGUACCUGUCGUAGAUAUUUCAGAAAUGACGAACUGCACCAGUGUAAUAAGGAGACGGAGAAAAAAGAUAACACCUUUGCGGGGAGAUUUUAAUAGAACUAUAGGAAAGCAAGUAGAUGCAUCGAAGCAGUCACAGCAUCAUACCUCGGCUCUUCCUAUAAUUAAUGAAAAUUCAGUUUCAGUUGUGCACCCGUACCAGAAACCUCAGAUUAGUAUCAGAAACACACCUGAAAUACUUUCCGAUAGUAAAGUGCAUCAAAGCUGUAAUUUCAGAGACCCGGAUCCGUAUUUUGUGCAACAAUCGACUUAUUCACAUGAUAGCACUGCAAACAACGACACGCUAAUGGAUCUACUCAGUGAUCGGCCUACACAUAGUUCAUUUGAAGUUUUAGAAACCGUUUACAGCGAUGAACAUUCAUUGGAACAAGCAACUAGUACUCCUGAAGCGAUGCAUUGUAGUGGAUUGGCUACCGAAAAGAUCAGCGAAUUCAGUGGCUUGGUUAGCUAUUUUAGUUCACAGCGAAAUGAGUUGAACGAUUGAAAAAAAAUUGCGUGAACAUCAUUUCAUACACUACUCAUAUAUUUCCGUUUUUGUUUCUUGGUAUGCAACCGGCACACCUCAUCCGAAAAUUUGUGUGGCAGAGUAAUCCUGGAAGUGAAAGAUGAAUAAAUAAAUCCUUGUUUCACAUAGUA
Messenger RNA from Topomyia yanbarensis, 5065 nucleotides. RefSeq names its product remodeling and spacing factor 1. The record is from RefSeq and is a predicted model, not a curated record. Bases 162 to 4913 code for a protein of 1583 amino acids. The transcript is spliced from 6 exons. NCBI's taxonomy places the organism in Eukaryota, Metazoa, Arthropoda, Insecta, Diptera, Culicidae. Gene Ontology annotation, cellular component: RSF complex. Gene Ontology annotation, biological process: regulation of DNA-templated transcription.